This is a messenger RNA of Poecilia latipinna (sailfin molly), 1280 nucleotides long. RefSeq names its product transcription factor HES-5-like. Gene Ontology annotation, molecular function: protein dimerization activity; DNA binding. Lineage: Eukaryota; Metazoa; Chordata; Actinopteri; Cyprinodontiformes; Poeciliidae. The record is from RefSeq and is a predicted model, not a curated record. The transcript is spliced from 2 exons. Bases 103 to 588 code for a protein of 161 amino acids. Gene Ontology annotation, biological process: regulation of DNA-templated transcription.
UGUGUGUGUAUAAAUACUGGACAGGAGCGGCGGAGACGGGGCAGCACAGACUCGACCCGGCUCUCCACGCUGAGCUGAAAGCGCUCCUCUUACUCUGCAGCCAUGGCGCCUACUGCUUACGGCCAAGCCAGCAAGGAGCACCUGACUCCCGCUCACAAGCUGAGAAAGCCGAUGGUGGAGAAAUUACGCAGAGACCGCAUCAACACCAGCAUCGAGCAGCUGAAAUCCCUGCUGGGUCCCGAGUUUCUCCGGCAGCAGCCGGACUCGAAGCAGGAGAAGGCCGAUAUCUUGGAGAUGGCCGUGUCGUACCUGAGGAGCUGGCAGCAGCAGCAGCACAUGACCUCCGGCCCCAUGACGGCCAGGGACGGCUACUCCCGCUGCGUCCAGGAGGCCGUCGGCUUCCUGUCCCGCUGCGAGGUCCAGACUCAGGCCCACCUGCUGCUCCUCAGCCACUUCCAGGGUCUGCAGGCGUCAGGCAGGAACGGCCUCGGCCCCGGCAGCCCCUCUCCGCCCGGCUCUCCCCUCCAUCGGGUCAGCUCCAGUAAGGGCCUGGGCCCGACCGGCGGCUCUCUGUGGAGACCCUGGUGAAACCUCCCAACUGAGAGAGAGAGAGAGAGAGAGAGGGAGAGUGAGAGAUCACUAAGUCUGUGAACGUCAUGGACAGAAAAGUAAAAGACUCCCCUGGAGUCUAGCCUCCUUCUACCUUCGGCACAAGUUUAACUCUGUGCAGUGAAACUGCUGGUGGAAGGACUGAAAACUGUCGGGUUGUACUGAAUAUCCACACCAUGUGUGUUCAUCCCUUCAAAAGACUUGUGAUUGGUCGUUUCCCUGUUCCUGAGUGGAACGUUAACGGAAAGCCACCGCUGUGCCGUUUGAACCAUGUUGGUUUUAUUUUCUUUAAGUGUCUGAGACAUUUGUCGGAACAAUCUGUGUAUUGAUACCGAGUACCAGCGAUUUACAUGUUUCAUCAUUUUGCAGUUGAUGAAGUUUUAUCGAGCCGUAAAGUGAUCCGGUGGAUCCAUGUUUACUGUAAUCCUGUUGGGAUUCUAACAUGUUUAUUUGUAACCAAUGUUUGGUUUUUAUUUGAAUGAAGUUCUGUUUCCUGCCUGUUUAUGACGCCCAUCAUGGAUGUUUCACAUCUUCUACUUAGUGCCUUUUAUAAAGGUAUUUUAUUCUCGCUUCAGACUUUACUGAAACAAUCUCUCGUGUUGCUUCUGUGAGAAGUUUGCAUUUGAAAAUGUGAAAUAAAUCAACUUCUGGUGAAAUUUUAAACACAGAAA